This is a messenger RNA of Micromonas pusilla CCMP1545, 384 nucleotides long. RefSeq lists its product as uncharacterized. Lineage: Eukaryota; Viridiplantae; Chlorophyta; Mamiellophyceae; Mamiellales; Mamiellaceae. The coding region runs from base 1 to 384 and encodes 127 amino acids. The record is from RefSeq and is a predicted model, not a curated record. The transcript has a single exon.
AUGUCUACGAUGUCCGUCACGCGCACUCCGAUCGCCGCGCGCGCGUCCGCGUUCGCAUCCGCUGGACGAUCCGCCGUCCGCCGCGCCGUCGCGCCGGCGCGCGGGGUCGCCACCCCGCGCGGCCGCCGCGGCUGCGUGAUCGUCCGCGCGGACGUCUGGUCGGAGAUGAGUGGAUACAUGAAGUCGCAGUGCGAGGAAGCCGCCGCGCUCGAGGCGAAGGACGUCGAGGCGGGCAGGGCGAAGUGGAUCGAGAUCGACCGACAGGUCCCCGGCGCGCGGCUCGCGUAUCAGGAGCACAAGGGCGACGGGAAGAACGCGGACGCGCUCGAGAAGUUCUGCGACGACGACCCGAACGCGGAGGAGUGCAAGGUGUUCGACGAGUAA